This is a messenger RNA of Limanda limanda (common dab), 2702 nucleotides long. It is a transcript of the gene tnni3k, whose product is annotated as TNNI3 interacting kinase. Bases 1 to 2508 code for a protein of 835 amino acids. Lineage: Eukaryota; Metazoa; Chordata; Actinopteri; Pleuronectiformes; Pleuronectidae. Gene Ontology annotation, biological process: proteolysis; protein phosphorylation; regulation of transcription by RNA polymerase II. The record is from RefSeq and is a predicted model, not a curated record. Gene Ontology annotation, molecular function: ATP binding; protein kinase activity; aspartic-type endopeptidase activity. Gene Ontology annotation, cellular component: nucleus. The transcript has 25 exons.
AUGGGAAAUUACAAAUCAAGACCGUCGCAGACAUGUACAGACGAGUGGAAGAAGAAGGUGGGGGAGUCGUACUCUGUCAUCGUUGAGAAGUUGGAAGAUGACCUUAAGCUCAAAGACAGUGAGCUCACGGACCUCCAACUUGCUUUUGGCUCCGAUGAGGCCUUUCAGAAGGUGAACGUAAGCUACCGCACAGAGAAGGGGCUGUCACUGCUGCAUCUCUGCUGCGUGUGUGGAGGGAGCAAGGCCCAUAUCCACACCCUGAUGCUCAAAGGCCUGCGUCCUUCCAGACUGUCCAGGAACGGGUUCACCGCUCUGCACCUGGCAGCUUACAAGGACAACGCUGAGCUGUUGACUGCUCUUCUCCACGGAGGGUCCGAUGUGCAGCAGCUGGGGUACGGCGCCCUCACUGCCCUGCACGUCGCUACAUUGGUUGGACACCACGAGGCAGCAGAUAUUCUCCUACAGCACGGGGCUUAUGUGAACGUCCAAGACGCUGUGUUUUUCACUCCACUGCAUAUUGCUUGCUACAAUGGCCACGAGGAGGUUGCAAAGCUGCUGCUGAAGUUUGAGGCAGAUGUGGAUGUGAGUGGUGAGGUGGGGGACCGGCCCCUGCACCUGGCCGCAGCCAAGGGUUUCCUCAGCAUCAUCAAACUGCUGAUGGGGGAAGGGAGCAAAGCCAAUGUUAACGCUCAGGACAACGAAGAUCACACUCCUCUUCACUUCUGCGCUCGUUUUGGUCACCAUGAUAUUGUGAGCUUCCUUCUGCAGGGCAACUUCGAUGUGCAGCCUCACUCUGUCAACAUCUACGGGGACACGCCACUACACCUGGCGUGCUACAAUGGCAAGUUUGCUGCGGUGAAGGAGAUUAUACAACAUUCUGGAACCGAAAGUCUUUCAAAGGAGAACAUAUUCAGUGAGACAGUACUUCACAGUGCGUGCACCUACGGUAAAGACCUGGAAAUGAUCAAGUUCUUGCUGUGUCAGAACGCCAUGAGCAUCAACCAUCAGGGCCGGGACGGACACACAGCCCUGCACAGCGCCUGUUUCCACGGUCACAUCCGCCUGGUACAGUUCUUGUUGGACAGCGGUGCAGACAUGAACCUGGUGGCCUGUGACCCGAGCAGGUCCAGCGGGGAGAAGGACGAGCAGACCUGCCUGAUGUGGGCGUAUGAAAAAGGUCACGAUGCCAUCGUCACCUUACUGAAACACUACACGCGUCCUGAUGACUCCCCCUGCAAUGAGUAUUCCCAACCAGGAGGGGAUGGGUCCUAUGUUUCUGUUCCGUCUCCUCUGGGAAAGAUCAAGAGCAUGACUAAAGAGAAAGCUGAGGUUCUGCUGCUCAGAGCCAGUCUUCCAUCUCACUUCCACCUGCAGCUGUCUGACCUGGAGUUUAAUGAAAUUAUCGGAUCAGGCUCCUUCGGGAGAGUCUACAGAGGCAAAUGUCGAAAAAAAGUUGUGGCCAUAAAACGCUAUCGAGCCAACACGUACUGCUCCAAGUCAGACGUGGACAUGUUCUGCAGAGAGGUCUCCAUCCUCUGUCGCCUCAACCACCCCUGUAUCAUCCAUUUUGAGGGGGCGUGUCUGGACGACCCCAGCCAGUUCGCCAUCGUCACUCAGUACAUCUCUGGAGGCUCGCUGUUCUCCCUGCUGCACGAGCAGAAGAGGCUCAUCGACCUGCAGUCCAAGCUCAUCAUUGCCAUCGACGUGGCCAAGGGCAUGGAGUACCUGCACAACCUCACCCAGCCCAUCAUUCACCGGGACCUCAACAGCCACAAUAUACUGCUUUAUGAGGAUGGACACGCGGUCGUGGCGGAUUUCGGAGAAUCCAGAUUCCUACAAUCUGUAGAAGAGGAUAAUAUGACCAAGCAGCCGGGGAACCUGCGAUGGAUGGCUCCAGAGGUGUUCACCCAGUGUACUCGCUACUCAGUGAAGGCGGACAUGUUCAGCUACGCCCUCUGUCUGUGGGAGCUGCUCACUGGAGAAAUUCCCUUUGCCCACUUGAAACCUGCUGCCGCAGCAGCAGACAUGGCCUACCAUCACAUCCGCCCCCCCGUUGGUUACUCCAUCCCCAAACCCAUCUCUGCUCUUCUGAUGAGAGGCUGGAACGCAAGCCCACAGGACAGGCCUGAGUUCCCUGAGGUGGUCUCCAGUCUAGAGGAAUGCUUGUGCAACGUUGAGCUGAUGUCUCCAGUCUCCAGUAACAGCAGCGGCUCCCUGUCGCCCUCCUCCUCCUCUGACUGUCUGUUGGCGCGAGGAGGACCAGGCCGCGGCCACGUGGCCGCCCUUCGCUCUCGCUUUGAGCUGGAGUACGCCCUCAACACCCGCGCCUAUGCCUGCUGGUCUCAGAGUGAGCAGCGGCGAGCGUCUGGAGGCCUCUCACUGGAGGAGCUGCGACGGAAUAUGCAGUUUCCUCCCAUUGAUCGAAAUGGGUACGUGUCCGACCCGAUGAGCACCAUGAGAUUCUGCUCGUCCUACAGCAGCAGCGGCAGCUUCGAGGACAGUAACUGACACCCGGUGCUUUGUGUGACGGCCUUAUGAUUUUAGAUCAUCAAUAUGUUAGAGAAUUUACUUUUAGUCAAAUUGUAUAAGUAGAUGGCAGGAGUGGUCCAUACUGCAGACCUAACUGUAUUUGAUAGAAGGAUAUUGUGUUGGUGAAUUCACAGAACACAUUUCCCAGUUUCAAAGUACACUUAUUAGUUUUA